Bursaphelenchus okinawaensis is the source of this 781-nucleotide messenger RNA. The record is from the annotation of a GenBank genome assembly. Lineage: Eukaryota; Metazoa; Nematoda; Chromadorea; Rhabditida; Aphelenchoididae.
AUGUUUGACUUUUACGAAGGAAAGCUGUCGUUUGAAGAAGUUGUCGCCGUUACUGGCAACGUAUUCGGAAGUACUGUAAGAACCGCUCUUACUUUUGAGUUUACUUUUAGCAUUUGGAAUACUGUAGCUUUGUGAGUAAUAUAACCUUUACAGAGUAAUAUAGAAGAUUUCGAAAACAGUGACUUUGCCAAAUACGUUGGCCAAACAGACAUGUUGGUGAUGAAUGCAGUAACAGAAUUACAACUACAUGGGAUGAAAGUAGGGUUACUCACUAACAAUGGCUACUGGUCGAAGGCCAAAAAACGGUCGAUGAUAUUCCCAGAAGCAAAUCAAUUUGACGUGGUUGUAGAAUCUUGUAGAGUCGGCUACAGAAAACCUCAACCUGAGAUCUACAGAGUAAGUUGGUAAUAAGGAGCUGUAUUAUAAAACGUUAUGAUAUAAUGCUAAUUGACUAUAGUAAUUUUAUUAGUUCUUUAACAACAUACUGUAACUCUUAUUUUUAUUACAUAAAAAAAGCUUAGUCUAUGAUAUUGUAUAUUGUAUACUGUAACUUCAGAAAAUGCUGAACAAGCUCAACGUACUGCCUACAGAAUCCAUAAUGGUUGAUGACUCCCCACUAGUACUAGAAGGUGCUCAGCUGCUAGGAAUGAGUCCAGUGCUAGUGGAAAAUCAAGAUACUCAAAAGGCUUUGGAUGACGUUUAUAAGCUACUGAACGGCCAGAAAAUCAAUGAUAUUGAUGACAUUGCACAUGAAGGAUGGAGGAAAAGCGCUUUCGCUUAA